UAAAACGAAGAAAUUACACCGAUCAGUAUCAAAGUAUGAUUUAUGCAUAUUUUUCCGUAAGCUUUCGGAAAAAACCGGAAGUGACGUCAGAGCCGCUAUACUCUUUCAUUGUUUAUAUAUGGAGUAAGGGGCGUAUGAUCUUUUCAGAGCCCAACAAUGCCGUACUGUGCGGCCUUUGGGUGUCAAAAUAAACAGUUUAAAGGAUCGGGAUUAUCUUUUUUCGGUUUUCCAAAGGAUUGUAUUCGAAGAAAGGCGUGGAUAUUUUAUUGUAAAAGAAAAGAUUGGACACCAACGCCGUAUAGUACUUUGUGUUCCGUACAUUUUUCACCUUCAAAUUACGAGACUUUUCCAGCAACGAAAGAAAGUUACGGAUAUCGUAAUGCUAGAGCAAAAUUAUUUGUAACAGCUAUCCCUGAUGUUCACCUAUUACUAGCACCAGAAGAGCCAAAGACGCCAAAAACAUCACGAGGGGCAUAUGCUAAACGAAGACGAGCUGAGGUGUUAAGAAGAAACUUGAAGCUGCCUCUAAAAAGAAAAGAUGUGAAGACAUUAUUCCAUGGAUACAUUCCAUUUCCAAUCAUAUGUAUUGGGUAUCGGGAACAAGCAGCGAUGACAAAGACAUGAAGCUGGCGAAAUGGAGGUCUGUUUCAAACCAUGUAAUUAAUGUUCACACCGGCCAUGGGGCGAAAUUUGCUGCCUGCGAACAUGAAACCUGCAACACUGAGAGAGUGUGGCUCACAGCUGGAUCAAGAUCCCAUAAGUUGGUCAAGGCUAUCAUCAACAGCCCAUAUCUGCUAAAGGACAUUCCACAUUUAUCUCCACUGCACCAGACAUCAUCACUAGAGGUGUAUCACAAUGUUGUAAAUCACUUCGCCCCAAAAAGUACCCAUUUCUUCAUUUCUGCUAUGAAAGCUAGACUGCAUCUUGCUGCUUUCCAUUAUAACGAAAAUGGAAAUAAAGCUCAAGUCGUAACAAAGGAUGGCAAUCUAUGUUGGCGAUUGGUUUAUCCCAAAGCAAAGAAAGGAAAGGAUGCGGUCAUAAAAGCUGUGAAGGAAUCCUCUAGCUACAAGUAUGUGGAUACACUGAUGGAAUCUUUAAUGCAAAGGCGAUACCAGCUGGAUAAUUACGGAGUUGCAAGAACAGAUGUCAAGCAGACAAUGUCAAGCAUGCCUGGAUUCUUAACAAAUGACUAUUACAGAGUGGAGAAAACAGAAGCUGUGCAAAGACACAGAUCACGAUUCAAUGCUAUUUGAUAAGCUGUUUAUGUGAUGAAUAUCAAGUGAUGACCAAAACAAGAUAUUAUAGUGUUAUGAACAUUUUUAUUAAUUUAUUUAUGGUCUAGCAUAUUGAAAGCCGGUGUAGAUUUCUGAUGGGGAAACUGUCUCUAAUCUUCACAACAACACAUGCAGGAAGCACACGGCGAUUUCUUUGACCAAUCCAUCUCGCAAAUCGUCUAUAAGCAACAUAUCUGUAUGUCCUGUAAAGGAAGAAACAGCAAAGAAAUUGUAAAUAUUCAAUACAUCAUGCAUAUUUUAUGGAAACAUUACUGUUUCAAUGUGUUUGCAUCAGAUGAUUGUUGUUCUAAUAAUUAUCUUUAGAAACUAAAACGUGACCAUGUUUAAUUGUUUAUUAAAUAAAGGUCAUUUUGUGAGGGCACAUGUACCUUGAAAA
This is a messenger RNA of Gigantopelta aegis, 1671 nucleotides long. RefSeq lists its product as uncharacterized. Lineage: Eukaryota; Metazoa; Mollusca; Gastropoda; Neomphalida; Peltospiridae. The coding region runs from base 582 to 1253 and encodes 223 amino acids. The transcript has 5 exons. The record is from RefSeq and is a predicted model, not a curated record.